Dermacentor andersoni is the source of this 919-nucleotide messenger RNA. RefSeq lists its product as uncharacterized. The record is from RefSeq and is a predicted model, not a curated record. Lineage: Eukaryota; Metazoa; Arthropoda; Arachnida; Ixodida; Ixodidae. Gene Ontology annotation, molecular function: nucleic acid binding; RNA-DNA hybrid ribonuclease activity.
GUAUGCCCUGCACGUGCGCCCUCUUCCGGUCAACAUGACACGAGAGGACCAUAGUGGCAGACGCCUCGCGCGGGCGGAAGCCUUGGCUCGCCACUACGGACACAAACACGGAGUCUUCUACGUGGACGCCUCCGGCCCGUACCAUGGGGGUUGGUACACGGCCGCAGUCGUCCACCAAAACACAGCAGUAAACGGACUCACUUUCCGUGCACACAACAUUACACACGCGGAGGUGGUUGCCAUCGCGCUAGCCGCCGCAGAUCAACACUCGCGGGUCAUCAUCACCGACUCGAGGGGUGCUUGCCGCAAUAUUGAGCAGGGGCACAUACCGUACCUCGCCUACAAAAUUUUGCAAAACAGCGACUAUCUCGGUGCCCCCUCGCACCGUACGAUUAUCUGGACUCCCGCUCACACGGGCCUCGAAGGAAACGAGACGGCCGAUGCCGUCGCCCGCGCGCUCACUUUCCGGGCAUCACCUUCGUCCCCCACCGAUCCGGACUCCGAACCCAAUCCCGCCUAUACUUUCAAAGAGAUCGUUCAGCUCUACCAAUCUGGCCAUGCCAUCUAUCCCAAGCCCUGUAAGGGCCUCACAAAGGCGGAGGAGCGAAUUCUCCUUCGCCUUUAUACCAAAACUCUGCUGUGCCCGGCAGCCUUAAAAUAUUUUGACCCCGCUUGCACGGGGGAGUGCCCGCACUGUGGGGAAAAGUCCUCAGACAUUUUUCACAUGGUAUGGGCAUGUCAAAAAACCCCAAAUCUAACCCCCCUACCCAACCCUUCCCGGGAGGCAGCCCUGCUCGGCUGCUCUGACCUGACGGCCCAACGGGCCUUGGUCGAGCGGGCCCGGGCGGCGGCCGACGCCAAUGGGCUCCCGUAAGGGGGAGCCCACCUAGUGUUGAUGCAAAACCUAUCUAAAUAAAUG